Penicillium cinerascens is the source of this 3054-nucleotide messenger RNA. RefSeq names its product CAMK family serine/threonine-protein kinase. Gene Ontology annotation, biological process: mitotic spindle organization; regulation of cytokinesis; protein phosphorylation. Bases 1 to 3054 code for a protein of 1017 amino acids. The record is from RefSeq and is a predicted model, not a curated record. Gene Ontology annotation, cellular component: spindle midzone; spindle pole centrosome; chromosome passenger complex. Gene Ontology annotation, molecular function: protein binding; protein kinase activity; ATP binding. NCBI's taxonomy places the organism in Eukaryota, Fungi, Ascomycota, Eurotiomycetes, Eurotiales, Aspergillaceae. The transcript is spliced from 3 exons.
AUGGAAGCGACACAAGAAUCGACUCAGCCAUGUGCUGACCCCCGUCGGGUGGGAAUGAACAACUCCGGACUUCAAGAGCAGGAUCUUGCCGACAUCAUCUGUAUCCUCCACCCCAACUCUCACGCGGCACACAAUGCGGUGGCGGCGACGGCUAGCUUGGGUGACCAGCACAUCCUCCAGAGAGACGUCUUGGAAAUUGAGACUUCGGAGACCGCCGCGCUGGACGUGGCGCUUAGACUGUCCUCAGAUGUCCACGACCUUGGCGCGGGUUUUUGCUUUGGUCGCAACAAGGCACGAUGUGAUGUCCUUUUGGCAGUCAAUGAUGAAGCCAAACGAGUGUCCAACUCUCACUUCCGUAUCUAUCUGACUGGUGACGGCAUCAUUAUGCUGCAAGAUACCUCGACCAACGGCACCAUUGUAGACAACUGCCGCCUUCGCAAAAGCCAAAAGGAAAACAGUCGUAUGCUCACCAACGGCUCUGUCAUCCAGGUUGUUACGGGGAACCAAGGCUCAGACGAAGUUCGAUUCGUGGUGCGGAUUCCAUCUCGCGAAGGGUUCGCCAUGCAAUACACGCAGAAUAUCCUUCGAUAUUUUGAGCGAGUCCAGCAGGCCGUCACUGCUGCUGGUCAUCACAAGACUCGCACUGGUCCACCACCUGUCCUCUCCUGGUCAGUGGCUAACAGCCACGGCAUGCAUUGGACAGGAGCCCCGACGUACAAUGUGACCGGGCAGAUCGGCAAGGGUGCAUUUGCUACCGUGUACAAGCUUGCCACGAAGCAGCAUGGAGCAAUCUUUGCAGCAAAGGAGCUGGACAAGCGGCGCUUCAUGAAGAACGGUAUACUGGAUCAGAAGGUCGAUAAUGAGAUGAAGAUUAUGAAAGACCUGACACAUCCGAACAUCGUUCAAUACAUCGAUCACCAUGAGCACGACCGAUGGAUCUACAUCAUCAUGGAAUACGUCCCCGGGGGCGAGUUAUCGACUUACUUGUCAAGUCAUGGCAAAAUUCCCGAAGAGAUGGUGAGAACGAUUGCUCGUCAGCUUCUUCGCGCGCUGCAUUAUUGCCACAAACGCCGAAUCACCCACCGCGAUAUCAAGCCUGACAACAUCCUGAUCGCCUCCCUGGACCCGCUGCGCGUAAAAUUGUCCGAUUUUGGGUUAUCAAAAGUCACGCAGGAAGAGACCUUCCUCAAGACAUUCUGUGGCACGCUGCUGUAUUGUGCCCCAGAGGUGUAUCCUGACUAUGAGACAUACCGACGCGGCGAGCUUAGGAAGCGACGCCGUGUUGGAGAUCCACCGCCCAAAACAUCUCCAUACAGCCAAUCCGUCGAUAUGUGGUCACUCGGCGCGGUCCUCUACCACGUCCUCUCCGGUGUGCCACCGUACUCGGGGCGUGCCGAAGACCGAGGUGUACACAUGCUGCGUAAUAUCAUGGAAUCGGAGACGGACUUUGACGUUCUGCGCCAUGCAGGCGUGUCUGAAUCUGGUAUCAACUUCGUCGCCCAACUGCUGAACAGAGACCCGUUCUGUCGUCCAACGGAAAAAGAAUGCUUCCAGCAUCCAUGGAUUGCCGGGGUGCCUGAUGUUGAUGAGUAUGAAGACGACGACAUCCUUGCUGAACCCCAUGAGGGUCUUUCAGUCAUCGGUGAGGCUGAGGAAGAGCUCGAUGCCUCGCAGCUGUCUAUCCGGGAUGAUCAAGCGUAUACGUAUGGUGAGGCGGAAGAGUCGAGCAGUAACGAGGCACUCGCCAAGAAACCACGCAUUGAAUACAUUCCAACUGAUGUUCGGUACCCCUCGCUUCCUAGAAUCGAGAGCUUUCAAGACGGUCAAGUUGUUGCCGAGCACCACGCCAGACGACUCUUCGGUGAAGUCACUUCGUCCGCCCUGCGCAGCUCUCACGCACUGGGUAACACCGGUUCGUGGAAUCAGGACGAGUUUGACAUCGAAGAUUUUGCUUCUUCUGGUGAGUCGAUCAGUGAUGAGCGCAGCGUCUAUUCGAUCAUUUCUCUCCCAGAACAACCGUUCGGCGGCACCGCACCCAGCUUGAUGGGCGCAGAGAACCUCGUUGGACGACUGAACAUGAACUCCUCGCAUCCUCUCCUCUUCCCUCAGACCGGCCCGGUUAACGUGAUUUCGACGCGACAGGCCAGCCCUGGACAAACCAAGGAUCCCGCGCUAGCAGGUAGUAUGUGUCGCGAAAAUGCACCUUCCAGCGACAACGUCGACGUCACCCCCAAGGCACAACCGCGUCAACGCUCUCGACGUAUCGAAAUAGAUUUGCCCGAGACUGGCAGUGAACGAUCCAGUAUCAACGCCGCGCAGUCCACCACCUACGAUCCCACUUCACCUCCGGACGCGCCUCAGGACGCGGGCUUCGACCCUGAACUUGCAACCACUCUCGAUGCUCAAACCGGUCAGGCCAUCAUGGAACAAUUCCGCACGGCUGAGAUUGAAGCAUCCGAGCCGAUUGUUCACCAGCCCGAUUGGCACGCUAUCCCACCCAGCUUGUCAACUGAUGAGUUCACGAAGCCGCCCAAGCUUCUGGGCAGAUUGAAGAGCACCCCAGGCUCCAUCUUUGACCUGAAUAUCCGCCUUGAAAAACGACUGACCUCGUGGGGCCGUGGAUCAUCCGCCACAUUCCAACACCCCGAUCCUAUGGACGUCCGAAUCCCCGCAUACGCCCUCGAAGUCACAUUCUGGGUGAAAGGUCUCGAGAGCCGGAUCGCGGAAGGGAAGGACUGGACGCAGGAGCCCGGCGUGACGGCCAUUCUCUCAACGAAGGCACGCAAAGGCAUCUGGGUUAACGGCAUUGAACUACACAAAGCCGGGCCGGAGGGCCUGCAGUUCGGCAAUCUUUACGAUGGGGACAUUAUCACCAUCUACCGACACAAGGGUGCCUAUCUGGACCUCCAAUGCGAAUUCUAUCACGGCGAAAGCGCGCAGCCCCGUCCGGAGCACGAGGCCGGGUUCGUAGUCCGCAAAGCGCUGCUGGGCAAGGCUGACGGGGCCAAUCGGAUGCCCGUUCGGACGAACCAAAAGAAGGAAGCCGAAGAAUAA